AUGACCAAGCGUGCCCUCCCUCAACUGGAUGUGAACGGAAAGACCGUACUGGUCCGGGUCGAUUUCAACGUGCCUAUAGAGCAGGGCGCGGAAUUCAUCGCCAAUUACGAUCAUCGCUUGCGCGCAACCCUGCCCACUAUCGAAUACCUGCUGGAGCGGCAAUGCAAGGUCGUGUUGUGCUCCCACCUUGGCCGACCCCGCGGCAAGGUCGACGAGAGCCUCCGCCUGGCGCCGGUGGGAGAGCGGCUGGCUACUCUGCUGGGUCGCCCCGUGACCCCACUGGAUGAGUGCGUCGGUCCGGCGGUUGCCCGGAAAGUUUCCGUGAUGUCCCCCGGCGACGUUUGCCUGCUCGAAAACCUGCGUUUCCACCAAGGGGAAGAAGGUAACGACGAGGGGUUUUCGGCUCAGUUGGCCAGUUUGGCCGAUUGUUUCGUUAUGGACGCUUUCGCGGUGGCGCAUCGCGCCCACGCCUCCACCGUGGGUGUGCCCCGCCAUCUCCCGACUGCCAUGGGCCUGCUGACUCAGCGCGAGGUUGAGUCCUUGAGCAUCGCUCUGGAAAACCCCGAUCGCCCGUUGGCCGCGCUCAUGGGCGGCGCCAAGGUUAGCGACAAGAUUCUCGUCCUCGAAAACCUGCUGUCCCGCCUCGACCACCUGUUCAUCGGGGGCGGCAUGGCGGUCACCUUCCUGGCCGCCGCCGGCAAAUCGGUCGGAGCGUCGGCGGUUGAAACUGAUCGUCUCGAUUUCGCCCGCGUGGUGAUCGACCGCACCCAAGCCGCUGGCGUCACGGUUCAUUUACCCGAUGAUCUGGUCGUCGCCAACCGGUUCGAUCCUAACCCCUCCUCGGUUGACACUGUGCUCGUGGACAAUGUCCCUGACGGCUGGUACAUCAUGGAUAUUGGUCAGGGAGCCGCGUCCGCGUUUGCCGCCGCCCUCGCCGACUGUAAGACGAUCCUGUGGAACGGGCCGAUGGGCGUGUUUGAAAUGGAACAGUUCAGCGUUGGUACUCGUGAGGUCGCCAACAGUAUCGCCGAACUAGCCGACGCAACCACCGUGGUUGGCGGCGGGUCUACCGCAGAAGCGGUGGAGGCCCUCGGCCUGAUGGGCAGUAUGACCCAUGUAUCCACCGGGGGCGGCGCAUCGCUGGAGUUUCUCGAAGGGCGCAUCCUGCCCGGUAUCGCCGCAAUUCCCGAUGUCUGA
This is a messenger RNA of Geodia barretti, 1197 nucleotides long. The record is from the annotation of a GenBank genome assembly. Lineage: Eukaryota; Metazoa; Porifera; Demospongiae; Tetractinellida; Geodiidae.